CACUCCCCCUGUCUAACAAAGCACACACGGCGAGAUAGAGAUAGAGGGAGAGAGGUUGAGAGGAUGGGGAGGAGGGCGUGCUGUGCCAAGGAAGGGGUGAAGCGAGGGGCGUGGACGAGCAAGGAGGACGAAAGCCUGGCUUCCUACGUCAAGGCCCAUGGCGAAGGCCGGUGGAGGGAGCUCCCCCAGCGAGCUGGUCUGCGGCGGUGCGGCAAGAGCUGCCGGCUGCGGUGGCUGAACUACCUCCGGCCGAACAUCAAGCGGGGCAACAUCUCCGACGACGAGGAGGAGCUCAUCGUCAGGCUCCACGGCCUGCUCGGCAACAGGUGGUCCAUCAUCGCCGGCAGGCUGCCCGGCCGAACAGACAACGAAAUCAAGAACUACUGGAACAGCACGCUCGGCAGGAAGGCGCUCCCCGCCCGGCCCGCCAUUGCCGCGGCGAGGACCAUCGCCUCCGGAUCCUCCAGCUCCACGGGGAGCGCCGCGGCGGCGCUCUCCACCUCAGUCCUUGCCGUCCUCCACGCCGCGGCGCCUUCGUCGUCGCCGGCCGCUGUGUGGGCGCCCAAGCCCGUGAGGUGCACUGGCGGCCUCUUCUUCCGCCGGGAGACGCCGCCGCCCGCGCCGGUCGUCGAGGAGACGCGGACCAGGGGAGAAGAGCCACCAUUUCAUGCCUGCAGCGGUAGCAGCUCGGCCUCGGAGGCGUCUCCGGCCGAGCUUUGCUCGUCGGGGUCCGGCGGGGGAGACUGGAUGGACGACGUGAGAGCCCUGGCGUCGUUCCUCGAGUCCGACGAGGAAUGGCUCAAGUCCCUGCACAUGGCCGGUUAAACCUCUCGAUCACACGUGAUCGAUCGAGCUCGCUCACAUGUUAAGUACGUGGUGCGCCGUUGUACGUACGCGCUUCCUCAAAGGGAAACUGUGCGUACACGGUAUACGUACUACGUGGCUGGCUAGCUCCCGUACGUUGCGAGUGUACUGAGUUGUUCGUGUAGACGUUAGUUUUGAGGGAAAAAAAUGAUAAGGUGGCGUCGUUCCUCACAUGUCCACGACAGCGCAACAGAAAAGGUCUAGGACAGUACUACGCGUAGGCGCGCCGGCGCGAGUGCUAGCACCGGUUGCAGCGUGACCGUCAGAUCUGCAGGGGGCUGUCAGAUAUCUUCAUGCAACA
This is a messenger RNA of Hordeum vulgare subsp. vulgare (domesticated barley), 1165 nucleotides long. Its product is annotated as anthocyanin regulatory C1 protein-like. Bases 64 to 825 code for a protein of 253 amino acids. The record is from RefSeq and is a predicted model, not a curated record. The transcript has 2 exons. Lineage: Eukaryota; Viridiplantae; Streptophyta; Magnoliopsida; Poales; Poaceae.